This is a messenger RNA of Fusarium verticillioides 7600, 108 nucleotides long. RefSeq lists its product as hypothetical. The transcript has a single exon. The record is from RefSeq and is a predicted model, not a curated record. Bases 1 to 108 code for a protein of 35 amino acids. NCBI's taxonomy places the organism in Eukaryota, Fungi, Ascomycota, Sordariomycetes, Hypocreales, Nectriaceae.
AUGGAGUCCUUUGUACAGAGGAAGAUGGCUGAGGGCAAGGAAAGGCGUAUCGUCGAAUGGGAUGAGACUGAGGCAAAGAAGCGGUUUUCCGAGCUCCUGUUAAACUAG